UUGCACAUCGCAUCGCCUCCAUAGAUGCUCAACCUAGCAUUUCUAAUGGCAUUUUUGUAGUGGUUACUGGAGAAUUAUUGGUUGACGAAGAGCAAAACCCACAGAGAUUUACCCAAGCAUUCCAACUCAUUCCUGAAGCUAACACCUACUGGGUACUUAAUGACAUCUUUCGUUUGAAUUAUGGAUGA
Molecule: messenger RNA, 188 nt
Organism: Acaulospora morrowiae
Lineage: Eukaryota; Fungi; Glomeromycota; Glomeromycetes; Diversisporales; Acaulosporaceae
Source: the annotation of a GenBank genome assembly